UCGGAAGACUUCCGAAUUCUGAGUUUGCCCGAAAUGAUAUGAGAUAGGGAGAAUUGUUUAUACCAAACAAAAUAUAACAAAGAUAAAUCCUCUUUAUUUAUUUUUUUUCCUACAGGUGUUUUUUGUUUUUGUUUUUUAUUUGACUCAAAUCAUUAAGAACAAAGCUAGAUCCUACAAUGUAUAGAGCCGAGGGGUCUACAUCUAACUUAGAUAUAGACCCUAGAUAGAAAUGACUGAAGUAAAAAUGCGAUUGUCAUGUAUUCUGUAUGGAUUGAAUCACACCUAGUUAAUCAUCGUUGUAUUGAUAAUUGAUAUUACAAAAAGUGGAAUUUACCAUAUCUUUUUCUUUCCAUUUAGAUUGUGGCAUUGACUCAUCAGCAUUCAAGCUGCUUGAUGCAAGUCUUGUGAAGGACGUGAUCCCGCAGUUGGGUCCAAGACUUAAAUUCAUUGACCGUUUUGAUAACUGGAAGAGAAAGGUUAGUAAGCAGCCAUAAGAUAUUCCUGGAAAGAAAAUGUUUUCGUGUUGCAAAUGUGUGAAAUCAUUUGAAAAAAGUGGGGAUCUAUGGAACCAUUUAAAGAUCCAUAACAUCAAUACGAAGACCAGAACAAAACUUGUGUGUCAUGUGCAAGAAUGUUUUAAAACAUUUUAUCAUGGUUAUAGCUACAAGCGGCACUUACAAUAUCAUGAUUCCAUUGCACAAAAUGUCAGUGAUGAAGAUUCUCAUGGAAAUGCUGUUUCUGAUGAUGAAAGUGUAUCAGAUCAGUCAGAAGUGCUGCCAAAUGAAAAACCCAACGAGGAAAUAUCAGCAAAUAUCAAACAUUCUGUUUCUGAAUAUGUAGCAAAACUUAAAAGCUCUUCCCUGCCAUCAUCUACUGUGCAAAGCAUCAUUUGUGACACACGGGAGCUGCUCAGGAAUGUAAAUGAAGCAGUUCUACAAGUGUCAGCCCCCGUCAUUGAGGACAUAGCUCAUGAUAUCAAACCGUCAGAUGAUAAAAUUGACAGUCUACAGUCAGUCCUCCACAUGGUGAAAGAUCCAUUUGAUUAUUUCAGUUUAUCUACUGUCCACAAGCAAAACCAAUAUGCCCACGAAUGUAAAGUUCUUAUUAAGCCAGAAGAAAUUGUUUUGGGCAAAGCAUACAGAGAAUGUUUGAAUGUGCGUACUGGAAGGACUGAGCAAAAACAAGUUGAUGAAACUUUUCAGUAUGUGCCAAUAGGAGACAGUCUUAAAGUGUUGUUGGAACAACCAGGCUAUAUGUCGGUCAUCAGUCAAGAAAAAGACUGUGCUGGUGAGAAAGAAGUUCUUCAGACUUAUAGAGAUGGAUCAUAUUAUAGGACUUUUGAAGGGAAACAAAACUGUUUGGAUAUUGAAUUGUUACUCUAUAAUGAUGACUUCGAGACAGCAAAUCCCCUCGGUUCAAAGAAAGGGAAACACAAACUUCUUGGAGUCUAUUUAACUGUUGCUUCUUUGCCCAAGAAAUAUCAAGCUAAGCUUGAAAAUGUACUUUUGGUCGCUUUAGCAAAAUCUUCUCUUGUGUCCAAAUAUGGUGUUAAUGCUGUUCUGCAGCGUAUUUCUGAUGAUCUUGAAGUUCUCUUUACCGAAGGUCUUCAUAUAGAUAGUCCAGAUGGAUUCAACGGCACCAUUCGUCUCAGACUUCUCCAGGCAGUCGGUGAUAACUUGGCUCUCAAUACCAUACUUGGCUUUGCUGGAAGUUUUAGUGCAAACUACUAUUGCAGGUUCUGCAAGGCACUUAAGGCAAUAUGCAGAAAACAGGAUAAAGCAAACGAUUCUGCAGAAUCUGUACUGACAGGCAUGCAGAUGGGCUGGGAGUCACCCGAGCUGUCUGAUGAUUUCAUGAUAUCAGAUGUGGAAUCAGUUCCUUUCGACCUUUCUCAGGCUUCAACUAUUGCAGUAGAUGAAGAUUCAUGCUCAUCAGUAGUCAAUGAUUUGAACAGCAGCAGUGACACGCCACCACUCAAGCGCCAGAAAGCAGUAAGAUACGAUGUGGGUGAAAUUCUAAAGAAAACCAUGGAAGGAAGAAAAACGUUGGAGGAAGUAACUCGAAUGAAAGUCUGCGCACCACACAACACUCGUGUCGUCUGUAAUUUGUGUACAGAGCACCUUGUAAACUUGCAUGGCCUAAGACCUGGCCCUGACAUGAAAGGGGCAAUGGCCUCCUCAAUCAUCGCAGAGUUCCCCUUCCUGAAAGAUCCAGCUGGAAAUGGAGAUGAGGAAUGGUACUUCAAAAGCUCCAAAUGUCCUGCAGGUGGUAGGAUAGAGAAUAGACUCAAGUAUUUAAGAAGAAUAACAGCGGAGAAAGACAAGAAGCAAGUCGGGGUUGGCAGUCCUGAGGAUAUAGCUUCAACAUCUUCCAGUGAGGAUCUAGCAUCUCCUCAGAUGAAUUAUGAUCUUGCAGACAUGAAAGUCAUCACUGAAUGGUUGAAAAGUCAUAACACCCCCCAAAAAGAUGUUGUGGCCAAAAUGCAGCUGACAUCAGCAUAUAGAAAGGACUUUGUACAUUCAACACUGCCGGGAAGUUCCAGGAAAAAGCCUUGUGUGGCUGAAGUGCUGGAUGAGUUUCCACAUCUCCUUUCCCCUGGAAUGAUUGAGCAAGACUACGAAAUGCUGUUUUCGGGGAGAGGAAAGCACCUCUAUACAAAGUGGCCGGUGGUGUCUGCGUGCAUCCUAGAAUAUGCAAACCGAGUAAGCCCAGGGUGGAAGGCCAGAUUUAACGUUCAGCAUAGAAAAGACACAGACUUCAGUCAAGAUGAGAGGAUGAACCUGGCAUUUUGCCUUCUCUCGCAUUUGUUCCCUGGAAAGAAGUCAACAAAGGGAGGAAGAGCUUCCAUCCAAGAAGCCUUGGAUAAUUUCAUUGACUUUCAAAAGGAGGGGACCAAUGUAGAGGCAUACAAAUCUUUGCAUGGGAGGAACCAACCUUUCAUCCUAGCCCUAGGAGGACACUUCUGCAAUCCAGCUCAGACUUUUGUUGUAUUGGAGCACCACGUUCUUGAGCAGAAGAGUCUCGUUGCAGCUGUAGAUUUGUGCUACAAGAUCUUUCAGAUCUUUGAUCUACAGUAUCCAUGCCAGGCAAGAGCAAUGUGGGUCGUGAUGGACACCAUUGCUUUUGAUGUCAAACCAGGAGCUCAAGAGUCUGGUGCAGUGAGAGCCUUCAGGGCAUAUUACCAUUUCAACCAGAAAUAAAGCCUUGGAAUGUGUUGUUCUAUCAACAGGCCUUUCGAAAUUGAAAUGAUCACUUAGAAAAUUGUCAUUAAAAAGAAAACAGAUUUAUGAACCCCAAACUAUUAUAAUAUUUUGAAAGAGUAACUCCUCCCACAUCUUCGGUACCAUUUUUGUGUGGUAUGUGUUUACGCUUGGAUGAACAUAGCACAUUGAUCAAAAGAUGUAAAAAGUGUCAAAGUAGGGGUGUAGUUGAAAUAACCCCCCAAAAAACAACCCCACACAUAUCAAACUGGUGUAACUUUUUAACGGAACAGUAUUGAGCAAUUAACUUAAAAGAAGUGUUCUUACACCUAACAACUACAUUCUGUGUAAAAAAAUGAGAUAGAUCCGUGGAGCCAUUCACGAGUGAGCACACGUCAAAGAAAACAAUGAUCACUUUUCAAGAGUAUCAAUAGUCCUUUUUAUGUCUAUAAGUGACCAUUUUCUCUUUGAUGUGUGCUCACUCAUAGAAUAACUUGAUAGAUCAAUCUAAUCUUUACACAGAAUUUAGUCGAUAGGUGUAACAGCACUCUUGCUAAGUUACUUUGCUCAAAACCUUUUCGUUAAAAUGUUAUGCCACUUUGAUCAGGAUGGAGUUGCUUUUUUGUUGUUUUGAUUUUUUGGCACAAGUCGAAUUAUACAUGUUCGCAAACAAUGCACCAUGUUCAACCAAGCGUAAACACAUUCCACAUUAAAUGGUGACGAAGAUGCGGGAAAAGUUACUCUUCCAAAAUAUGUAUAAUUUGGGGUUCAUAAAUUGGUUUUCUUUAUAAUGAAAAUUUUCUAAGUGUUUAGUUUUUUUUUAUUCACUUGGUAAUGCAGCACAGUUUUUAGAUUUACAAUUCCUGUUGUUAUCUUAGGAUUUUAAUAACAUCAUAUUCAUGUUCUUUGGAAAAACCAAUCAUACAGAAAGAUGCUUGCAAUGUGCUCUCCAUUGUUCUCUCAAAUAAUCAACAACUCUUCGAAUUUGUAACAUUUUGAAUUAGCAUUGGUUUUUAUAUGAGGGCAACUCUUGUGUUGCAUAUUGUCCUGGGCAUGUUUCAUUGUUGUAGUUAUAUGCAGCCAAAACGUUAACAGCAUAUAUUGAGAUUUUUAUUGUGAACCAAAUUUAUGGCUUGUGUACAUGCCAUUUUCUGUAUUUGUUAAUUAUAUAUAUGCCAAUACAACAAAAUUCACAUUCCCAUGUGGCCAGGACUACUUCACACAAAUGGGGCAAACAUCAUGGUUUUUGCGAAACCCAUAAACUGGCACUGGUAUGAAGCCAUUCUACUAAUUCUGAGUGGAUAUUGGGUGUGAGUGCAUGAGUGAAAAAGCCAGAAUAAUAGUGACCACGGUUUCUAUCAGCUACAUUUUUAGUGUUUUUCUUUUUGUAAAAACAAUGAGAAAUUACAUGGAACAGAUGCUUCAGCCUUCUUCAAUUUUGACACAAAAUUGCAUACUCUUUCAUGCUGCGAAAAUUUGUUAGAAUCAGCUUGAAUAUGAAAAUUUUUGAAAAAUGGAAGAUUAAAAAAAAUUGUAUUUUUUCUUUCCUAAGCGUAUUAAGUGUUAAAGAACAAGAGCCAUUUUUUCUUGUUUGCUCUGCAGAUUAUUGAAGUUCUUUUGAAGUCAAAUUUUAGAGGGUAGACUGUAAUCAUCUGAUCAUUAUCUCUAAUUGCUAAAUACAAAAGUGUCUUAUUUUUCUAAUUAUGCAACUACCUUUUACUUCUUGUUUCUACAAUAAUAAAUGUUGGGCUUCUUUUUUUCUCCCUUCUUUUUUUUUUAGGCUGAAUUUCCUUAGAUUUCUUAAUGUUCUGUGUUUUGAUAUGCAUUUUAAUAUUUGCUUUCUUGUGUUGCAUAUUGUCCUGGGCAUGUUUCAUUGUUAUAGUUGUAUGCAGCCAAAAUGUUAAAAGCAUAUAUUGAGAUUUUUAUUGUGAACCAAAUUUAUGGCUUAUGUACAUGCCAUUUUCUGUAUUUGUUAAUUAUAUAUAUGCCAAUACAACAAAAUUCACAUUCCCAUGUGGCCAGGACUACUUCACACAAAUGGGGCAAACAUCAUGGUUUUUGCGAAACCCAUAAACUGGCACUGGUAUGAAGCCAUUCUACUAAUUCUGAGUGGAUAUUGGGUGUGAGUGCAUUAGUGAAAAAGCCAGAAUAAUAGUGACCACGGUUUCUAUCAGCUACAUUUUUAGUGUUUUUCUUUUUGUAAAAACAAUGAGAAAUUACAUGUAACAGAUGCUUCAGCCUUCUUCAAUUUUGACACAAAAUUGCAUACUCUUUCAUGCUGCGAAAAUUUGUUAGAAUCAGCUUGAAUAUGAAAAUUUUUGAAAAAUUGAAGAUUAAAAAAAAUUGUAUUUUUUCUUUCCUAAGCGUGUUAAGUGUUAAAGAACAAGAGCCAUUUUUUCUUGUUUGCUCUGCAGAUUAUUGAAGUUCUUUUGAAGUCAAAUUUUAGAGGGUAGACUGUAAUCAUCUGAUCAUUAUCUCUAAUUGCUAAAUACAAAAGUGUCUUAUUUUUCUAAUUAUGCAACUACCUUUUACUUCUUGUUUCUACAAUAAUAAAUGUUGGGCUUCUUUUUUUCUCCCUUCUUUUUUUUUUAGGCUGAAUUUCCUUAGAUUUUUUAAUGUUCUGUGUUUUGAUAUGCAUUUUAAUAUUUGCUUUCUUGUUAUAAGAUGAAGAAAUUAAAAGAUCUUUUUGUAAACUACA
This is a messenger RNA of Strongylocentrotus purpuratus (purple sea urchin), 5898 nucleotides long. RefSeq lists its product as uncharacterized. Lineage: Eukaryota; Metazoa; Echinodermata; Echinoidea; Camarodonta; Strongylocentrotidae. Bases 513 to 3200 code for a protein of 895 amino acids. The record is from RefSeq and is a predicted model, not a curated record. The transcript is spliced from 9 exons.